AUGGACACAAGAUCUCUUCCAUUUAAUAUUAUGGAUCUUCGAGAUGAGGCAUUUUAUGAUUUUAUUCGUCAGUUUGCAGGAAGAAAAGUGGCGGAACUGAUGUCUUUUCAAGAGUGCAAUAGUGUUGACUCAUUUCUAGGGUGCAACGAUAUAUUUGCUAUUCUUCAUCUCGAUUCUGAUGAAAUAUUUAAUCUUAAAAAAAGCAUCUGUAUCACAUUGAAUGAUGGCUCGAUUUAUCUUCUACCAGGUGUUGAAGCGUCUGUUAACAAUCUUACUAAAUUAUUUAAAAAGAAACGAGAAGAACUUCUUAAACAAUCUCAACGACGUCAAUCCAUUACUAUUGCUUCAGUUUCAUCUGUUCCCAACAUUAUGUCAACUAAUUUAGCAACACCACCUGUAAUUGUGGAUAAUUAUUCCAUUAACUCAUCCACAUCUAAUAUUUCGUCUGAUCUGAACCAAGGUAUUUCACCAGCAAUGACUCAUCUUCUUACAUAUGAAAUUAAAAGUCGUAUUGUAAAUACAGUUAUCGAAUGGCUUAAACAAAAUAGUGAAAAAUUAUCUUUGGUAAAUAUGAAUUUUCAAGAAGAUAUUGAUUUCAAAGUCGAAUUGAACAAUUCUCAAGAUGGUAUUAUUAUUCGAUGUAAAUGUGGCACAAAACAUGCCAUCGGUCAAGGGCGAGGAGUUCUUGUAUUCUCCAACAUUUAUCGACAUUUUAAAUCACAAAAAUGUUCGAUGAUAAUUGAAAAACAACGUCGAUCCGAAAGCCACAAUACACAUACAACUGAAGUAAAUGAGAAUUGUUCGACGUCAAUGAUCACAACAAACUCAAACUUAUCCAUGUCAACAUCAUCAACUCAAAAGGAACUUAAUUCUGUUGAUCCUCCAUUACACAGCAGCAAACGUCGUACUGAUUUAUCUUCUAAUACUUCGAAGUCAAAGAGAAAACGACGUAAUUAA
Molecule: messenger RNA, 957 nt
Organism: Rotaria sp. Silwood1
Lineage: Eukaryota; Metazoa; Rotifera; Eurotatoria; Philodinida; Philodinidae
Source: the annotation of a GenBank genome assembly